Stereum hirsutum FP-91666 SS1 is the source of this 588-nucleotide messenger RNA. RefSeq lists its product as uncharacterized. The record is from RefSeq and is a predicted model, not a curated record. The transcript is spliced from 4 exons. NCBI's taxonomy places the organism in Eukaryota, Fungi, Basidiomycota, Agaricomycetes, Russulales, Stereaceae. Bases 1 to 588 code for a protein of 195 amino acids.
AUGACUCCGAAGUAUUCUCCUUAUCCUGCCUCUCGUCCCAAUUAUGACCCCUUGAGCGCCCCAAGUGGGUUCCAGUCUACCCACGGCCUGCCGCCUCCAACUCCAAGUUUUGGGAGGCCUCGUGCAGUCACCGCUCGAAAGACAAAUAGUACGAAGUACUCUGUUUCCAGCGGUGCAUUCAACAGCCAGACUCCCGAUUCUCGAGACACCCAAUCUGUUUCACACAAUACUCCGAGGAUUGGUACCGCUACCGAAGAGGAUGUGGUUGAUCUGACAGUAGAGUCGGUGGAAGUACGAUCCACCAAAUUGAGGUCCAAACAUGUAGCUGAGGCGUCCUUAACGAAGCAAGCAGGUGCUCAGAUUCCUGAUCCUAUGCGGAUGGUACCCCUUCCGUUUCCGUUGUCCCCUCCGCGGUCCAUCCGCCGCCCCGCCCAGCUCGCGGAAGUACCGCCACCCCUCGAGGCACCACAGUUCACGAAACCACGCGGCGUUCAAGACAUCAGGCGUGAUAUCAAACGUGCUCAGAGGUGGAUGGAUGACCUCGUUGAUGAGUUACAAGAAACCUACGAUGAGAUGGCAAAGAUUUAA